AUGUCUGCAAAACAGAUUUUCGAGAAGUUCGACAAGAACAAAACCGGUAAACUUUCGCUUGACGAGUUUCGUGAAGCUGUUCUUGCUUUCUCUCUAAACAUUUCUGAGGAAGAAGUCACACAAACGUUCAAAGAAAUUGAUGUGGAUGGUGACGGCGUGCUCAACUCCGACGAAUUUACUUCAUCCGUUGAAAAUAUGUUGAAAGAAGCUUUUUCUUUAUGUGAUGCUGAUGGUGACGGAAAGAUUACUUCCAGUGAGUUCCAUGCAGCCAUGAGGCUUGGGAAGGAGUGCACUGAAGAGGAAUGUGCAGAGAUGGUUAAAACCGUUGAUGCAGAUGGUGAUGGUUAUCUGAGUUUUGAAGAGUUUAUGGUUAUGAUAAUCGGUGACCUUUAA
Raphanus sativus (radish) is the source of this 393-nucleotide messenger RNA. Its product is annotated as probable calcium-binding protein CML34. NCBI's taxonomy places the organism in Eukaryota, Viridiplantae, Streptophyta, Magnoliopsida, Brassicales, Brassicaceae. Gene Ontology annotation, molecular function: calcium ion binding; enzyme regulator activity. The record is from RefSeq and is a predicted model, not a curated record.